GAACUGAAAGGGUUUAUGGUCAGAUGGCAUAUAUUAUGCUGCAAUUAUCUAAGCAUUCUUUUGUCGAGAUAGGCUGCAUCGGUAAAGCUAACGAUGAUGAUGAAUUCGAUGAUACGUGGGUAGUCAAGCAUCGUCCGCUUACCUUUAAUAUGAACGAGCUCGUUCAAUUGGGUGGGGUGUCACCAGACUUACUUCCCCAAAGCACGUUCAAAACAGCCUCAUUGUACUACCAAGCACUAGCUGAGAUGCGCAUUCUCCACUUGACUUCCCAACGAAACGAUGCAAAUGAUUCCGCGGAAGACCGUCGAACCAAGUACAUCGCACGAUGUCUGUUCCGCAAGAUCACUCGCGCAUAUCAGCUUUGCGAAGACGACGCUGGCCCAUUUAAAUUGUUCUGUGAUGACCCCAGACCUGGCAACGUUCUAUCAAAUGCACAGCAUCGGGUGACCGGCGUGGUGGAAUGGGAGUUCACCUACGCAGGCCCCACAGGGUUUGCUCGCAGCCCGCCGUCCUGGUUACUACUCGAGCUUCCAGAACUCAGGAAACAGGGUUUAGAUGAUUGGACAGCAAGAUAUUAGAAGGUGCUGCCGGUGUCUUUGAAAGUGUUGAAGGACAAAGAGCAAGCAGCAAUUGACCGAGGAAUCAUAAAUGAGAAUGAUAGACUGUCAGGACAUAUGCUCAGAAGCUGGGAAAGCGGUGACUUCUGGCUGAACUACGCCGCGAGAAAGAGCUGGGCGUUCGAUAUGAUACACUGGGCGAAGAUCGAUCGGAGUUUUUCUGGUGAUGGCGACUUGAGCGAUCGGUUCGAGCUCUUGACUCCUGAUGAGAGGGCGGAGAUGGAAGGGUUUGUGCAGAUGAAGUUGAAGGCUGAGGAGGAGGGUGGUCUACCUGAUUAUGACAAGGCUUUUUACCACACAAUUCAGCAUCAUUCAAGACCAAUGAGUACCAUGAGGUUGUUGAAUUUUUUGGUCAUGAGAGGCUACUUACCG
Aspergillus eucalypticola CBS 122712 is the source of this 989-nucleotide messenger RNA. RefSeq lists its product as uncharacterized. Lineage: Eukaryota; Fungi; Ascomycota; Eurotiomycetes; Eurotiales; Aspergillaceae. The coding region runs from base 36 to 578 and encodes 180 amino acids. The transcript has a single exon. The record is from RefSeq and is a predicted model, not a curated record.